This is a messenger RNA of Closterium sp. NIES-67, 480 nucleotides long. NCBI's taxonomy places the organism in Eukaryota, Viridiplantae, Streptophyta, Zygnematophyceae, Desmidiales, Closteriaceae. The record is from the annotation of a GenBank genome assembly.
AACCUAUGCAACCAGGGUUUACCCUAUCCAUUCCCUUCAGACUCAUGAACGCCCCGACAACUUUUCAAAUGACCAUGAACCCGAUCUUUAGCCCGCUCAUAGAUAAGUGUGUUAUAGUUUACCUAGACGAUAUCCUGAUUUACAGUGAGAUCCAAGAGCAGCACUUCAAGGAUAUCGAAGUAGUUUUCACGCUACUACAGGAGCAUCGGCUGCUCACGACAUGGUAUAAGUGCGAAGGUUUAAAGGAUAGGUUAGAAAUUUUAGGUCACGUCGUUCUCACUAAGGGCGUCGAAGUGGACCCGCGUAAGAUCGAGACAAUGCAAGCUUGGCUACUGCCUUCGAACCUGCAGGAGCUGCAUUUUUUUUCCCCCUUUUUUCGUGAAUUAUGUUCGGAGGUUUAUCCAGAAUAUGGCAAGGGUAACUGCACAUUUGACCGACCUGCUGCGGAAAGGGACUGAGUAUAGAUGGGGGGAGAAAGAG